ACUAAGAUGGAUCUUUAAGAGCUGCUAGCACCUGACACUGAUCAGUGUUACGGUGUAGUGUCUGCGUGGCAGUGGUGCCACAGAGGUAGGCGGAGGAGCUGCCCUUCUGUUGCGCAAUGCGCAGUAUCGGGCUGUUGGAUCAGCACAGAGGAGUGCAUGUUCUUAUUUCUGGUCAACUUUAACUGACAGCAAAGCCUCGGUAGCUUAACUGUCAGCUUUUACGCCAAGGCGAAGAAGCGUGAGAGCUGAAAGCUUGGUGUCGCGGUGUGAGAGCUGAAUGCAUCCCGAUUUUCUGCGAGUGCCGCUGAACUCCUAACAGGUGUUGGGAGGCGCGCCGCCCGGAGAGCGAACAUGUCCAAUGGGAGAGAGACAAACGCCGCGGAAAACUCCUCUGAGAUGACCCUAAAAGAGUGCUUGGAUGACUGUAUGGAAGCGUUGGAUCUCUUCCUUAACAACCACUUCAAUGAGAGCCUGGAGAAGCUGCGACCAAGAGUGAAUGAGAGCAUGUACCAUGCUCUUAUCUACGCCACAGUGUUGGAAAUGCAGGCAAUGAUGACUUUCCAGCAGGAUGACAUCACCAAUGCAGGAAAUACCAUGAAGAGUGCCCAGGACGUCUGUCAGAGGUUUCGACGGAAGUCUUCCAGCCUUUCCAACAAAUCAGCAGGAGGGUCACUUUCUGAAGUGCAGCUCCAUGCAGAAGUCUGUUAUGCAGAGUGUCAACUCCAAAGAGCUGCCCUCACCUUCCUGCAGGAUGAGAACAUGGUGAGUUUUAUCAAAGGAGGAAUCAAAGUACGAAACAGUUACCUUAUUUACAAAGAGCUGCAUUCCUUCAUAAAAUCGCACCACUGUCUCAAAGAACCCAGCCACGUUCACUUAGAGGGAGGAAUAGCAUUCGGGAUAGGGGCGUUUAAUCUGACUCUCUCUCUCUUCCCUCCACGGAUACUCAAAGUUUUGGAGUUUGCAGGCUUCUCUGGAGACAAGGAAUACGGCUUGUCUCUUUUGAACGAUGGUGCGACGGGGAUGAACUUGCGCUCUAUGCUGUGUGCUCUGCUGCUGCUCUGCUACUACACCUUCCUCACAUUCAUACUAGGGACAGGCGAGGGAGAGGUGGUGGAAGCUGAGAGAUUGCUGAAACCUUUCCGUCUGCGCUACCCACGGGGGGCCAUAUUCCUCUUCUUUGCUGGUCGAACUGAGGAAAUCAAAGGGAACAUUGAUGAGGCAGUGAAACUCUUUGAAGACGGCUGUAAGGCCCAGCAGACAUGGAAGCAGUUUCACCACAUGUGCUACUGGGAGCUGAUGUGGUGCUUCACGUACAAGCGUGCGUGGAAGAUGGCGUACUUCUACGCUGACCUGCUGAGCAAGGAGAGUCGUUGGUCCAAGGCCAUGUAUGUGUACAUGAAAGCUGCUUACCUCAGUAUGCUGCCUAAAGAUGAGGCCAGGCCUUUUGGGGAGGACGAGGUAGAACUCUUUAGACAAGUGCCUACCUUGAAGCAGAAGAUAGCGGGGAAGUCUCCUCCAACGGAGAAGUUUGCAAUUCGUAAAGCCAGACGCUACAAGGCUGCCCUCCCAGUCAGGUUACCUGUACCAGUGCUGGAAAUGAUGUACAUGUGGAAUGGAUUCAGUAUGAUCAACAAGAGACCAGAGCUAACGGAAGGCAUGAUGCAGACGUUGGUGGAGGCAGAGCGCACUCUACUGGAAGCUCCUGUAAAUGAGUACACAGUGGACGACCGCUGUGUGAUCCACAUGUUGAAGGGCCUUUGUUUGAAGAAUCAAGGCCUCCUCCAGGCCGCUGAAGAGUGCUUUAACAAAGUGUGUUCCAGUGAAAAGAAGAUCAGGUUUGAUCACUACUUGGUGCCCAACUGUCUCGUGGAGCUCAGUCUGCUUUACAUAGUCCAAGGCAGAAGGGACGAAGCUAUUAAAAUACUGCACAAGGCCAAGCACAACUACAAAGACUACUCCAUGGAGUCUCGCACACAGUUCAGGGUGCACGCUGCUCUUGCCAAACUCAAGGCUGAUCCCGGUGAGGAUGAUGACACCCACCUCUAAGACUGCUUGGGCUCCUUCCGCUGGAGUCUCCAAUUCCCCUCACAGUUACAGCUACUUCAGUUUUUGACCAAAGUGCCUUUUUCAACAAGUGUACACUGGGUAUGGUAUUGCUGUGGUCAGGUUUACCUUUGUGUGAUCAUAUGCACUCCACAAUUUAAGCUGGACAAAGGUGUAAUCUGUAGAAUAUUUGUCAGUGAGGCACAGCUGAGGGACCUUUAAUUUCACCACCUUCUACAGGUUCACACACACUUGACAUGUAUUUUAUAGGCCAUGGUUUUAUUGUUUACACUGAUAAACACCAUAUCUUAAGCAAUUGGAAGCCACGAGAAAUAUUUAAUAGAAUUAAAACCUAAUGAAAUGCAAUGAAUUUAUUUUACUGUUCUAAAAGAGCUCUGUGUA
Molecule: messenger RNA, 2445 nt
Organism: Pelmatolapia mariae (spotted tilapia)
Lineage: Eukaryota; Metazoa; Chordata; Actinopteri; Cichliformes; Cichlidae
Product: tetratricopeptide repeat protein 39A
Exons: 18
Coding region: 352-2046 (564 amino acids)
Molecular function (GO): protein binding
Source: RefSeq, a predicted model, not a curated record